Messenger RNA from Daphnia pulex (common water flea), 3622 nucleotides. Its product is annotated as cytochrome P450 307a1-like. Gene Ontology annotation, molecular function: iron ion binding; oxidoreductase activity, acting on paired donors, with incorporation or reduction of molecular oxygen; monooxygenase activity. The transcript has 3 exons. The record is from RefSeq and is a predicted model, not a curated record. Bases 461 to 2245 code for a protein of 594 amino acids. NCBI's taxonomy places the organism in Eukaryota, Metazoa, Arthropoda, Branchiopoda, Diplostraca, Daphniidae.
UCAGUUGCUGCCCGCCCCGCGCUCCGCGCUCUUAUAAAUCGCGCCAACCGCUAGAACCGGGUCCACAGUCGUCGGCGAACCGUACACCAGUUCCCACUUCACCUUUUUCCCCCACCACCACCAACCACCACCACCACCACCGCCUCUCUCUCAUCAGUUGAGGAAGACCCCGAAACACACACACCAAAGUCCCUUCCGACACAAUAACAACAAAUCCCCCCAUCCGCAGAAUUUUUUGAGAAUCCAAAAAACUUCCCACUAGUCCUGCAACAACAACUCAGUUGUCUGUCCCAAUUUUAUUUGUCCCGCGACGAAAAAUCUAAGUCCAAAUUUUAAUUCGUUCAUCUCGUCCCUGCGGUUUGUUGAAACAUUUCCGUUUGUGACGAGAACCGCGCCGUUGCCCAGCUCCCUCCCCGCAGUAAAAAUACAACAACAACAACAAGAACAACCCGUAAGAAAAAUGGAGCUGUUGACUGUCGAGAGCUCGUCUUUUUCAUCGGCUUCGCUGGUCGGUGGUUUCAGCGUUGGACAAAUUGGCGCCGUCUUCGUGUCGGCCACCACCGUCCUCCUGACCACAUUGGCCGCCCUGACGUUCACGCUCGUCUGGCUCAACGGGCGCAAGAACGGCCCCCCGCAAAUGGCCGACUCACUCUUCUUCCGCAUCAAGAGCAAAGCCCAGCGAUUGGUCCGCUCUCACCUGGCCAAAUCGUCGGCCGCUAAAGCCUCUGCUGCUGUUCCUGUCGUUACGGCCGCCACAAGUGGCACGACGGUUGUCGCCAAGCCGUGGAGUCCGCCGCCCGGCCCGGUCGGCUGGCCCGUCAUCGGCUCGCUCCACUUGCUGGGCCAGUACGAGGUCCCGUUCGAGGCUUUCUCUGAGCUCAGCAAAAUCUACGGCGACAUUUUCAGCAUUACCUUGGGCUCGACGCCGUGCGUCGUCGUCAACAGUUUCAAGCUCAUCAAGGAGGUGCUCAUCACCAAGGGCCCCCACUUUGGCGGACGGCCCAACUUUAUCCGCUACGACAUUCUCUUCGGCGGCGAUCGCGACAAUUCACUGGCCCUGUGCGAUUGGUCGUACCUGCAGAGAGAUCGCCGUUCGAUCGCCCGCCACUGGUGCCACCCGCGCGUCGAUUCGAUGCAGUUCGACACUCUCAGCCGCGUCCUGACGUCCGAAAGCGACUUGAUGGUCAACGAAUUGUCGCUCAUGACGGCGGCGGCGGCCGGCAAAGGCAUCGACUUGAAGACGACGAUGAUGACCAUGUGCGCCAACGUCUUCACCCACUACAUGUGCAGCACCCGCUUCGAUUACAACAACAAGGAAUUCGGCAAAGUCGUCCGUCUCUUUGACCAGAUUUUCUGGGACAUCAACCAGGGCUACGCUGUCGAUUUCCUGCCCUGGCUCAUGCCCGUCUACCGCCGCCACAUGCAGCAGCUCAAGUCGUGGGGCACGGACAUCCGCCAGUUCAUCGUCAAGACCAUCAUCGACGAGCACCGAUCCACCAUGGACGUCAACAACCCCAGAGAUUUCACCGACGUCCUCCUCAGCCAACUGGGAAAUGAGAAGAACAACGGCGAAGAUGUCCAGGCUGCCGAUCACAACGACAACGAAAAGCAACUCGACUGGAAUCACGUUCUCUACGAGCUGGAAGACUUUCUCGGCGGACACUCGGCUAUCGGCAAUUUGCUGAUGAGGGCCGUCGGCGAGCUCUGCUCCAGCCCUCACGUCAUGGCCAACAUCCAGGAGGAGAUCCGCAAAGUCACCUGCGAUAAUUCACGACCCGUCGUCCUGGAAGAUCGGCCCAGCAUGCCCUACACGGAAGCCACCAUCCUGGAAACGUUGAGAUUGUCUUCGUCGCCCAUUGUCCCCCACGUCGCCAUGCAAAACACAUCCGUCGCCGGUUACGACGUUCAAGAAGGCACGAUGGUAUUCCUCAACAACUACGAGCUGAACAUCAGUCCAGACUACUGGGGCGACCAGGCUCUGACGUUCGAUCCUGCGCGGUUCCUCAUCCAGGGCAAAAUCGUCAAACCGGAAUAUUUCAUUCCGUUCAGCACUGGCAAACGAGCCUGCAUGGGUUACCGGCUGGUCCAGCACGUCAGUUUCGUCACACUCGCCACUUUGCUUCAGAAUUUCGACGUCUCAGCCUCAGAGGAUGUCAUCCACCUACCCAAAGCUUGCGUCGCCGUACCACCCGAUGCCUUCCGCGUCGUCCUAACGCCCCGACCCUCAGCGCCGGCGUCUUAUUGAAAAUCAUCCGCAUUAUUAUUCAUUUUUUAAAAAAAGAAAAACGUCGACCUCAGGCAACAACAACAUUAACACAACAACAACACCUCGACGACACACACACACACAUCAGCAAUAACCCAAAAACCAAAAUUGAUUGAGACCCUUCGUUUCCAUUCUCGCUAUGACCCCACCCAAAACAUCGUCAAAUCGAUCUCAACGAUGAGAACAUUUUAAUUCAUUAAAAUAGGGGGAAAGAGGAGGUGUUAAAAGAGAUGGGGGGGUUUCUCAUUAAAAAAAAAAUUACGUCAUCAUCAUUCAUCAUUUAAGUUAUUUUCUUGCAGAUGACUUAUAAUUAUUAUUAUUAUUUUGAAAAAGAUAAAAGAAGCGAAGAUUUUUUUUCCUUUCUUCUCCCCCCCUUGUUUGUUAUUUCGAUUGGUUGGUUGGUCGGUUGGUACAUGUAAACUUUUCUAUAUAAUUAAUUUUUUUUUUCUGAAAGGGGGGAGAAGGGGGGCUCUAUACUCCUGAAUUGCGAAUGUGUUUUUAGUUUUUGUUUGUUUGAGAAAUUCUUUCGGGGAUUCGCAUAAAUUGUAAAUUUCUUUCUCCUGGGGUGCGAUUGAAUGUUUUUUAUUUGAUUCAUGCGUGCGAUGUAUAACUGCGAGUGCGAGUGUUUUUGAUCAUUUUCCUUGUUUCCUCUUUUAAAUGUCGACCGUGUGUUUGUUUGAAAUCUUUUGCAUUCGUCAAAAAAACGAUUUUAUUGAGCUUUUUAAUUUUUGAAGAGAAAUUGCAUUCCCUUUUGUUUGAAUGAAAAUACGGGAUUUGUGAGACGAGAGUGACACCCUCCCCAACCGACCAGCAAAGAGAAUAACGAUAAUAAUUAUCUUUUUUUAAAAAAAAAGGAAAGUAAAAUUCCAGAUUUGACUUUAUAGAUGCUUAUAUUCCGUCCUUUUAUAUCAUCUGCUAGCUGCUGCUGCUGCUGACGGCAAAACAAUUACUACAAGCCUAUAUUCUACCUAGCAUUUUUAUAUUAUGUCUGUUUUUUAAAAGAUAUAAUUAAUAAUCCCACCGCUCGAUCGCUCUCUCGGCUCUUCCCUCCUCCAUAUCAUUUUCAGAUUGCUGUAAACAUAUACAUAUUAUUAUUAUUGCUAUGGAAAAUUGUAAAACAUUGACAUGUGUGUCUGUAUUUCUUCUCGUGUUUUUGGUGGGCGAAAUGGAUUGGAGGGAAUUUGAAAAUUUCUAUCAAUGACUGGAAAACCCCUGAAGAUGAGAAAGGGGAGUCGAAAAACAAAAAUUCUUGAAAAAUUUUGAAAUUAUUAUGCAAAUAACAACAGCAGCAGCACAACAAAUUCCCGGUGAAUACCUUCGUCUGUCUGAAAAUAAUACAAAAUUUUGUAUAUUUGA